CUGAACGAAAGAACAUAAAUUGGAGUUCCUCUGUCGAGAAAUCGAUCCAAUCUGCAUUAUCCAUAACCCAUUAGCAUAAAAUGAGAGUAGAUAAGUCCUUUUAUGUUAAUAACUACGUCAAGUUGGCGUGGAUGGUUCUUUCCGAUAGCCAUGGGAACAACUGCAAAAAGUCUUUGAGGAAGUUCCACGAGUUCAACAACAAGUACGGAACUUUUAUCAACCAGCUCAUCUACAAUUCGCAGUUGAGUCCUACCAAUCUUGUCAUCAGCAUCUAUUACCUUAAUCGCUACUAUCACCAUAACGACGUGCUAAAUUUAGAACAGAACGACGAAGAAGACGGUGACAACAUGACUGUCUACUUGAUAAUCAUGUCGCUCAUCCUCUCCAACAAGUCUUUCGAUGAUCAGUCUUACACUUUGAAAACUUGGUUGACUAUCAUCUCCAGUACCAUUUCCAACACUAACCAAAGUGAAGACUUGGUUAGGGUUGACUUGCCAUUAUUGAACUACUUGGAAAGCUACUUCUUGAGCUGUCUCAACUACAAGUUGUCAUUCAACAACCUUGCUGUGGACUCUGGAUUCUGGCUGAAGUUGACAAACUCUUCCAUGUUCAAGUUGCUGAGAGCAAUUAUUCAGAAUUUGAAGUCGUUGGUCCAGGAGGAAGACCUUAGUUGGUCACCUUCCAGUCCUACUUCCAACUACAACGCGACUCCCAUCUCAACUCCUGUUGAUGAGAAGAUUUCUAUACUUUCUACAGUUUCGGCUCCUUUGGUUGUUCCAACGUCUGCUACCUUUAGAUUUAAGCCAGUUGACUACAGAACUCCAUCGUUGUCCAGCUUUAGUUCUCCAAGCUUCACGAAGGCUCCUACCGCAUGCAGCUCCAACAGAAUGAGCAAGGGUAUAUACUCUCCUUUGACACCUUUGACUCCAUACAGCGACGAACAGAACUACUAUGCUUCUUCUAUCAAGAGAAGAAAGCUCAACCAACUCGGAAGCUGCCAGAGCUGGGUGCAACAGCAGCAACAGCAACUUCAGCAGCAGCAUCUUCAACGCCAACAACAGCAUAUUCUUUUGGCUGGCCAGGAAAAUCCGCUUGCUCUUCCAGCUGUGCCAUUGUUCUUCAACGCCCAGCUUCCAUACGCUGCCAACCAGUUCAACCAGACCGCUCCCUACAAUCUUCAGCAGAACAUCUUCUGGUCCUGA
This is a messenger RNA of Scheffersomyces stipitis CBS 6054, 1202 nucleotides long. RefSeq lists its product as uncharacterized. The transcript has a single exon. NCBI's taxonomy places the organism in Eukaryota, Fungi, Ascomycota, Pichiomycetes, Serinales, Debaryomycetaceae. The record is from RefSeq and is a predicted model, not a curated record. The coding region runs from base 81 to 1202 and encodes 373 amino acids.